CAAGUGGUUUGGUUUGGCUGACUCGUAAGGUUUUGCCUGCUCGGCUGCUUUUACUAUACGUACAUGCUCGCUUUCUCCACUGCUUUCACUAGCAAACCUACCCAUCCACUCCUGCUGUUGCUCUCUCCUGCUCCUGCCUUUGCACACACACGAAUCCAACCAUCCAGUCGGGCAGGCAGUCAGUAUAGUGUUCAUACUGCACGGCAUAAGAACUAAUCAGGUUGUAGUCAGUGUGAUCUCAUCGAAAUCUCUGCAUCUGUCGAUAUAUAACUUAUUUUUUUUCUCUCUCCGUCGGUAAAAAACAAUUCCAAAGGUGUAGGUAGAUAUUUACAUGUACGGAUAUAUUCCUAGUAGGACUUAGAGAGGUACAUAUAGUGCAGUUUGUUGCAGGAGUGGGUACAGUAUUACAAACAAACCAUGUGGCAUUUGUCAGUCAGUAUUAAUUAAAUACCAAAACAGAAGCGGCAGAUGCGGAGCCAUUUGCUGCAGCAAUUAAGUAUAAUUAACAAGGUUAUGAACUUGGAAAGUCGUUUGCAACAGCUUAUUUGCUUACAGCUUAUUUGCAACAGAUUAUUGCAUCAGGAGGAGACUGUUAUCAUCGUCAUUAGCGUAUUGGGUGGACAGAGGGGAAAAGAGAUAAAAUGAAUAAUGGGUGAAAUGAGCGUGGAGAAAGUAUCGCGAGGAAUUACAUUUGAGUGACUGCCUACACAACAGGCCGGGUGUAGGGAAGAAGGGAAUUCACAAAAUUGUCAGUAGUAUUUAUUAUCGUGCCUAAAUCUGGGCUACAUACUUACUUUCGUCCAUCCCAUAUAUACGUAUAUACGGACAUACAUACAUACGUAACUCUCUGAGACUAGGGCGAUUAUACCCAUAUUUUUUAAUCGUAGACACAAAUUUUAUUACAAGUCAGGAAAUAUUAUAGACUGCAUCUGUCCUGUGGUUUAGUUAGUUAGUUAGUUUCGUCGAUCGAUGAUCCACGGUAUUAUCAUCACGAUAAAAAACAAGACUUGCAUUUCUACAACUUGUCCUACUACUAAGGGAACGACGGGUUUAUUAUCGAUCAUUUUUUGGACUGCUGAAUAAAUGUUUAUUUCACAUCUGUUGCUCACCUGGGCUGACUCUACAAAUCCAGCAAAUAUUGCAUUACUAUUUGUCCAGAGGAAACGGAUCACAUUACAAUACGCUUAAAGGUUUAGCAUUAAACAACCUGCACACAAAACGCAGAGCAUCAGCAGCAGGAGCAGAAACAGUGUCGUUUGUCGUCUUCCUCAUGUGUUGUUGGUCGUCGUAACAGGUUUAUUUAAUUAUUUAUUGUCAAUAUCACAUCAAUCCGACCGAGUGAAAUCCACCGCGUCUCUCUUUCUGCCGUAAUUCCCUCUGCUUUCCCUCUCGGCAUUGUCCCAAACUCCACGUCUUUCCGAUACCUAUCCAUAAAGCGGCAUGUUCUGGUGAACAAUGUUCCAGAUUACAAGAUGGGUAGAUAGAAGAUAGUGCUAAAUCGAGCCGUAAAAAGAAAUGGAGCCUGGUGGUGAGCUGCUGGAUCUCAAUCUCAAUGUGAUUUGUUGCCUCGUCGUCGGUUAUUUCAUAUCAAAUACUAGUAGAAGAAGCAGUCGAAGCAGGCUCCGCACCUUUGAGCAGGCCGCAGCCGUUAAUAGUCGUACUUCAUUGUAACCUUUGCUGGACAAAGAUAUCGUAAUUUUGAGAAGAUCUCUCACCCAGUCAGGAAGAUAAUCUAAGGACAAAUGUUGAGAAUGGGGUCUGCGUCAACAGAUAAGGAGAAACUGAUUCGCAACGUGAAGAAGGAGGUAAAGUCCAUCAUGGAGGAGGCUGUGACGAAAAAGUUUGUUCAUGAAGAUAGUGGAUGCAUCACGUCACUCUGUUCUUCGGUGGAAGCGUGUGUCUCUCACGGGUUGAAAAGACGGGCGCUCGGCUUGUUCAAGAGUAGUUCGACAGCUGCGCUGUUACACAAAGUUGCCAAAAGUUGCCAACCAGCUGCCACGAUUGUUCAAUUGGUGGCUGAAGUGGAAAACUGCGACCCAAACAAGCGCUCAUCUUCCGGAAGUGAGAGUGCCUCCAAACUAGGAGUGAAGCCACCCUUGCAGAAGAAAAACUCGGUCGCGUCCAUGAAAUAUUUGUGGAUCAGGUUGGCAUUAAUUGAGAAACAGUUGGCCAAAAUUGUAGACUACAUUGUUAUGAAUAGCAGCAAAUAUUAUGAAAAAGACGCACUGGUCUCAGAUCCAGAUUACGGGUCAAUCCUCAGCUCCCUGUUGGUUGGGCCUUGCGCGUUGGACUUUUCCAAGUUGAGGACGAGUGAGUACUGCUGGAGAGAUCCUCCAGCCGACGAAUUAGUGCAGCGACACAGAAUCUCAUCUGGACAAUUUCCUACCCCAGCCUCUCCACCUGCCCAUAAAAGGCCCGGCUUACACUACAAAGGAAGCAUAGGGUUCAGCAAUUCAGAUGACAACAUGCGUUCCAAAGACUAUGUGGAAUCUCUGCACCAAAAUAGCAAGUCCACUCUGCUUUACGGGAAAAACAAUGUUUUAGUAUUCAUUAAGGAGGGAACACAACCGCUGGCAGGUUACCUAAGCCUUCAUCAAUAUGGAGACGCCCUGAAUCUCAAGUGGACCCCGAAUCAAUUAAUGAACGGAUGUUCGGAUGCCAAUAAUACUCAUGAUAAAAACAUUUAUUGGGAGCACGCGUUGAACGUGGCUGUUCAUGAGACGGUGUAUGUCCAUUGUCACCAGGGGAGUGAAAGUGAUUGGAUCGUGUUGGUGGGGCAAGAUGGUGUCCAGCGACCCCCAAUCCAUUUCCCUCGAGGUGGUCACCUCCUCGCAUUUCUGUCCUGCUUAGAAAAUGGACUCUUGCCUCAUGGGAUGCUGGACCCUCCGCUGUGGUCACAGAGGGGAAAAGGGAAAGUCUUUCCAAAAUUGAAGAGGAAGGGGAGCAGUCGCUUUCAUGAUCAAGUCGUGAUGGAGGAACAACCACCUACUCCCACCAUAAUUGAAGAGGAGGCUCCCACGACCGAGACCGAUCAAACUGCUUCUGACUUUGUCUUCCGAAUUGUAUAUCCAAAUUUCGUCCGGAGUGCUUUCCCUCAGGACGAUGUCUUGGAGUACCCAGUUUGGCAGUCGUCUCCAUCAACCCCGAAGAGUGCCGUCCCACCCAUCACGCCCAGGUCGACCCCGUUGCACUCCAUCUCAACCACGUCAUCCACCUCGUCGUCGAGAAGUUUGGAUCAACAGCCAUCAAUUCAAGAGCAAGGAGAGCCCAUUCAAACCGUGUGUCUGACAAUGAAAAAACAAAUAAUCUCGAGGGCAUUUUACGGCUGGUUAGCACACUGUAGACACUUACGAACCGUGAGAACCCACUUACUGGGAUUGGUUCAUUCCGAAAUUGUGAAAUCCGACGUACCCGAAGAUGCCAGUGGUGGUUUGACGGAGGAGAAAUGGAAACAACUCCAAGAGGCGGGUAACAUCGACAUGAAGGAAAUUUAUCGUCUCGUCUACUUCGGUGGGAUGGCACACCCCCUUCGUAAAAAGUUAUGGCCUAUCAUGCUCUCUGGAAAAAUUGAGGGGGAGGAUCCAGAUAAAUUGAGACGUGAGUAUGAAGACCGGAUGUCCGAAUGGCUCGCAGUUGAAGCCAUCGUAAGACAGCGAGAUCGGGAACAAAUGGCCAUGAACUUGGCAAAGCUGUCGUCUGAGGAGACAAUUUCAGAGCCACAUCCUCCUACCUGCAUACUAGAGACGCACGAGAGCAAUGAAGUUUUCGAAGAGAAUGAAGCACCUGCGACACCUGCAAAACAGAACGAUGUAUCAAAUAAGGGGUCGUCAACCAAGGAAAAAUCCAAGCCUCCCGAUAUAACAAAUGAAAAUCAUAAUGAUGCUCAUCAUGAGCGAGACGAUUCGGACGUGUCCAGCGAAGCAUCGCCCGUCUCAUCCCGUGGAGGAGUUUAUUCUAACGAGCUGCUGGAAACGUUUGGUUUAAAUAUUCACCGAAUUGAUAAGGAUGUCAAACGCUGUGACCGGAACUAUUGGUAUUUUACGGAAAGUAAUUUGGAAAAGUUGAGGAACGUCAUGUGCACCUAUGUUUGGGAGAAUAUUGAGAUGGGAUACGUCCAAGGGAUGUGUGACCUAGCUGCCCCAUUGCUCGUCAUUCUGGACGAUGAGGCCCUAGCUUAUGGCUGCUUUCGAAAAUUGAUGGAGCGAAUGUCAGCCAACUUUCCGAGUGGUGGGGGUGCAAUGGAUGCUCACUUUGCAAAUAUGAGAUCUCUUUUACAAAUCUUGGAUCAUGACUUGUUCACACUUAUCCGUCAAAAUGGAGACUACACCCAUUUCUACUUUUGUUAUCGGUGGUUCCUUCUUGAUUUUAAGCGAGAAUUUUGUUACGACGAUGUCUUCCUGGUUUGGGAAACCACUUGGGCUGCGAGACAAUUGGCAUCAUCAGAAUAUGUCCUUUUCCUUGCAUUGGCGUUACUCACAUAUUACAGAGAUAUCAUUCUUGCCAACUCGAUGGACUUUACUGACAUAAUCAAAUUUUUCAAUGAAAUGGCUGAACGUCAUGAUGGGAAACUAAUUUUACAAAUAGCCCGUUCCCUCGUCCUUCAACUUCAAACCCUUAUCGAUAACAAGUGAAUAGAAUACGAAAAAGAAGAUAUAAAAAUCCUACAAGAAACCAAUUCGUAUGAAUCAGCGAUAUCUACUACUAACUAUUUAUUCGUACUAGUUAGUUAGCAACAAUCAGUAUCAUCAAUCAAUACCCAUUCAUUCAACUAAUUAAAAAAAAUAUCAUCCUGAACGAACUAGAGAGAACUCAUCGCUUAUUCGAUGUAAUAAUAUAUAAAUAGCAUCAUCAUAUUUAUGUAUGUAUCUGUGUAUCCGCUUGGACUACAAAUCAAACUAAACUCUCCUUCCAUGUAUGCACAUUUGCGAAUAUUGACUAUUUGCAUCAACUCCACCCACCACACCAUUGUUUACUUUACUAACUAAUUACUAAUAAUAUUUACAAUUAAUUAAUCAUUACUCUCUUUACACUACUAUUCAUUCUGUGAAAAACUCUACUCUGCAACUUGUGUACCUUUUUCUCCGUGUCUGUUAAACUGUAUAGCUCUAUGGAUGUACAAUUUACAACUAUAUACUUGAUCGUUACAUCUCAUUAUCAAAAUUAAUUGACUUAUUAUUUUUGUAACAUUUAAAUAGUUUGAACUCACAUGCUGCACUUGUAUUGUAUUUGCAUUAAAAUUACUCGAAACUCACUUGGAACUGGAUUACCUGAGAAAUUUACUGUUAUCCCAGAACUAAAUAUUGUGUGCUUAUUAAAAAGUAUGGCAACCAUAUAUACCAAAACUAGAGAAAAAAAGUAAGCAAAAAAUGUGACAUAUACUGGAAAUUCAUAAAUAUCUGUGUAUAUACAAACUUGUUAAAAUAGUUUUAUUCUUAAUAUCUAAAUAUGUUCAGGUAUGAUACAAUGCUUAAAAAAUUGAUCCAUUGUCAUGAUUCUAUAUCAUCUGUGGUAGUAAGAAAUCUGUGAAUUUUAAAAAUGUAAAUAAAAGUUUAUGAGUACAUUA
This is a messenger RNA of Folsomia candida, 5563 nucleotides long. RefSeq names its product small G protein signaling modulator 2. Gene Ontology annotation, molecular function: GTPase activator activity. Gene Ontology annotation, biological process: activation of GTPase activity. Bases 1743 to 4631 code for a protein of 962 amino acids. NCBI's taxonomy places the organism in Eukaryota, Metazoa, Arthropoda, Collembola, Entomobryomorpha, Isotomidae. The transcript is spliced from 22 exons. The record is from RefSeq and is a predicted model, not a curated record.